CACUACUUCUUCCAAACUUUCUUACUCACUUUUCUUCUCUCUCUUUAUUACAAAAAUCAUUAUAAAGAAAGAAAAAGAAAAAACCCCUUUUAACAAACUCAUUUAUAUAUAUACAUCUUCUUUAAUUUUAUUCAUAUCAUAACCAAAAACCAAAACACCUCUACUCUCUUCUGUUCUCUCUGUUCUCUAAAAAUGGCACAAGCCACAGUCUGUGUAAUGGACGCUUCAGGUGAAUUGGGCUUGGGCCUCGUCGUGGGCCUUAUUCAAAGGGGCUAUACAGUUCAUGCAGUCCUUCAAAACCAUGGUAAUCAUGUUAAUAAGUUGAAGUUUGAUGAGAUAAUGAAUGAGGGAAAUAAUAAUAAGAAUAUUAUUAAUAAGGUGAAGAUUUUUCAAUCAGACCCAUUUGAUUAUCAAAGCAUAAUCGAUGCAUUGAGGGGUUGUUCUGCCUUGUUUUACUCAUUCGAACCUCCACAAGAUCAACCCGAUUAUGAUGAAUUUAUGGCUGAUGUGGAAGUAAGAGCAGCACACAAUGUUCUAGAAGCAUGUGGUCAAACAGAUACAAUUGAGAAAGUAAUCUUCUCAUCUUCAAUCACAGCCGUUGUUUGGAGAAAUGAUCGUACAUCUAUGUUAUCUGAUUUGGAUGAACGACACUGGAGUGACGUUAAUCUUUGUCGUAAUUUCAAGUUAUGGCAUGGGCUGUCAAAGACCCUAGCAGAGAAGACAGCUUGGGCUUUGGCAAUGGACCGAGGAGUGAAUAUGGUGUCCAUUAACGCGGGCUUGUUAAUGGGCCCCCAAUUGACGAUCAACAACCCAUAUUUGAAAGGAGCAGCGGAGAUGUACGAAGACGGAGUAUUCGUGACCGUUGAUUUGGAUUACUUAGUGGACGCUCACAUAGCCGUCUUAGAAGAUGUCUCAUCCUACGGUCGAUAUUUAUGCUUCAACCACAUCAUUAAUCAGACGGAAGAUGCUCUUCAACUUGCUAGAAAAUUAGCCCCUUCCACACCUUCCCCACCUCAAAGCCAUGAGCAAGAUAAGAGGAUUAUCCAAGAGAAAAUCAGCAACAAAAAGUUGAACAAAAUGAUGAUAGAUUUUGAGAAGUAGAGAGUGAUGUACAAUUGUUUAUAAUCCCAUUCUUUUGGUUCCCUAGCUAAACUAAGAUUAUUAUUUAUAACCAAGUGGAUGAGAUUUUUUGUUGUAGAUCUUUAAUUUUUUUUAAAAAAAUUAUUAGGGAGAAUCAGAUUAGUAACCCUCUUACUUCUAAUUACUAUAUUUUAAAAUUAGAAUAGAGGGAUUUUAAAAUACAAAUGGUUCAACCCAACCUCACUAUCUCAAAAUUAUUUAUGUAAUAUGCUUUAAUUUCAACAAAAAUGAGAAGAAGAAAAACAAAAGAGAGUUAUUCUAUUCUUUUUA
This is a messenger RNA of Cannabis sativa, 1410 nucleotides long. RefSeq names its product cinnamoyl-CoA reductase-like SNL6. The transcript has 5 exons. Gene Ontology annotation, biological process: steroid biosynthetic process. NCBI's taxonomy places the organism in Eukaryota, Viridiplantae, Streptophyta, Magnoliopsida, Rosales, Cannabaceae. Bases 193 to 1101 code for a protein of 302 amino acids. The record is from RefSeq and is a predicted model, not a curated record. Gene Ontology annotation, molecular function: 3-beta-hydroxy-Delta5-steroid dehydrogenase (NAD+) activity.